Anopheles moucheti is the source of this 595-nucleotide messenger RNA. Its product is annotated as protein NATD1-like. Lineage: Eukaryota; Metazoa; Arthropoda; Insecta; Diptera; Culicidae. The record is from RefSeq and is a predicted model, not a curated record. The coding region runs from base 159 to 506 and encodes 115 amino acids. The transcript is spliced from 2 exons.
AUUUUCCUUCUUUUUCCUCUGCCUGUUCUUGUCGCUCACGAGCGAUUUGACAGUUCGGCCAGCUUUUGUUUACUCGUUUGUUUUGAAUUGUAAUUCAGGCGUAAUUUCCAUUAGCACCUCUUGUUUUCGUGUGAAAUUAUUUCAUAAUCUUCCUAAUUAUGUCCUGUUUGCUAUCGGCGAGGCUGUUAGCAUCGCGUAUUAGUGCGAACCGUGCGUACUGUACAAUGGGAGCGGUUAAAAAUGAUGUUCAACGAAAGAAGUUUGUGAUUGAUCUGGGCAAGAACGAUGAGGCAUAUCUGCAAUAUUCGGAAGACCGCAACGUUAUCAGCUUGGAUCAUACCUACGUGCCGGAUGCUGGCAAAGGCAAAGGGUUGGGCAAAAAGCUAGUGGAGUCUGCGUUUCAAUACGCCAUAGAGAAGCGACUGUUGGUCAAGCUGGAAUGUGACUUUGCGGUCAAAUAUUACAAAGACAACGAAUCAACGUACAAGCGUUACGUAACGAAAUAAACCGCCAUUAUGCAGUAGGAGAUGCGGAAUAAAAGAAUGAAAUGAUUUACAUCGGUCGUUUCUGUACUCUGUAAAGACAUGGACGAAAC